GAAAGAUAAAAACAAAGGAUAUAUUCAAUCGAUCAGACAUUUAAAUCAUGCUACCAAUUUUAAUUAUCAUGUCAUUACAAGGUCUGGUCAGAUCUAACAUCACUACAGUUAAUGAAUAUUCCAUAUCAUGUCGGACGGAAAGGCGGAUGUAUCUCUUGUACACACAAUUCCUGAUGGACACUUGUGCUCGAUGUUAUAAAUACAUGCCAUCCGUAGCAUUCAAGAACAAAUUCAGAUAUUCAACCUGGCUUGGUCUUCUUCGUGAUCCUUCCACGAAUCAGACAUUUGAAGCAGAUCAUCGCAAUGUGUCAAAGGCGAUAGAAAAUUCCUUUUCGGAGGAGCAGUACUUCUACAACUGGAAGGAAUGCUGCAUUGCCGCGGAAGAGUGCUGCGAAAGAAUGACUCGUGAGCCUGUAGACCAAAUCGAGGGUCCAUACUGCCCAAGAACUUGGGAUGGAUGGCAGUGUUGGGAUGACACACCUGCUGGAACUACAGCUCAACAGCCUUGCCAAGCUCAUAUCUAUUUUCAGACAACACCUCCAUCUUGUACAAAAUACGCAUACAAAACUUGUUGGGAGAAUGGAACUUGGCUGCUCAAUGAAAAUAACAGGGAAUGGACAAACUACUCUAAAUGUGGAAGAGUGGAUGAACAUCGGCGGUUCUUAUACUUUCACAUAGCAACAUAUGCUGUUUCCGUUGUUUCCAUGAUUCCAGCCCUGAUCAUAUUUUCAGUAUACAAGCAAUUACAGGUACAACGAAUAACAAUGCACAAGAACCUAUUUCUGUCGCUUUUUCUGAAUGGGGUUGUUGUCCUGCUCUUCAAAUCUUUGGUCGUGCUAGAUGAGUUUAAUAGAUCACCUACGUACCAAACUACCAUGCAAAAGAACGGAGCAACCUGUAGAGCUUUGUUCGUCCUGACAAAAUACUUUCGCAUGACUAACUACAUGUGGAUGUUUUGCGAAGGAUUUUACCUCCAUAAGCUUAUUGCUGCAGCUUUUGCAGAGCAAAAGAAUCUACUGAUGUUUUAUAUCAUAGGAUGGGUGGUUCCAUUGCUUCCAGUGGGAAUCUAUACUGUAAUACGGAAGACUAUGUUUGAUGAAAAGUGCUGGGCUCUACCAGCAGAGGAGUAUGAAUGGAUAAUGAAUGCUCCAAACAUGCUGAGUCUCCUGAUCAAUUUGUUCUUUCUGUGUAAUAUAAUUCGAGUUCUGGUAACGAAAUUACGAGCAACUCAUUCUAAUGAACCAAGUCAAUACAGGAAAGCUGUUCGCGCUACUCUGGUUUUAGUUCCUUUAUUUGGUCUUCAUUUUGGUCUCAUCAUAUACAGGCCUCAAUCGGGCAAAUGUGGGUUUCUAGAAGCCUACACUUAUUUUAGCCACGCUCUCGAUGGAUUGCAGGGAUUCUUUGUUUCACUGAUAUUUUGCUACAUGAAUGGAGAAGUCUUAUACCUCACGAAACGAACUUAUCAGAGGUAUCGACUCAGUCGCCAUCUUGGAAGUCGAACCCAAAACAGCAUUAUGAUGAACCCUGUAUCAAUGACGCAGAUGUCGACGAUGGUCGAAAGUCAGUCAAGCUUCCAAAGAGGUCUUCACUACAGGACAAAAGGUGGCGACAACAAAAGAGACGGCUAUAACUCAGUGGCUGAAGGCAGCACAUUCAGCACUGUUGAAGAUGACGUGGCAGAGGUGUAACGAUCACUCACAGACUAAUCAGAGAAUCAGAAAGAGAUGACGAAGAUCCAUUAUAACAUUUCACAGUGUAGAAGUUUUCCACUGAUCACUUAAAACUAAUAAAGUAGUUUGAUGCUUGUUUCACAACGCUCGCAAUAGCCGCAAAUCGUUGAUGUCACCUUUUAUACCCCUAGAACUACAAACCGGG
Messenger RNA from Uloborus diversus, 1875 nucleotides. Its product is annotated as calcitonin gene-related peptide type 1 receptor-like. Gene Ontology annotation, biological process: adenylate cyclase-modulating G protein-coupled receptor signaling pathway; cell surface receptor signaling pathway. Bases 48 to 1688 code for a protein of 546 amino acids. Gene Ontology annotation, molecular function: calcitonin receptor activity. Lineage: Eukaryota; Metazoa; Arthropoda; Arachnida; Araneae; Uloboridae. Gene Ontology annotation, cellular component: plasma membrane. The transcript is spliced from 14 exons. The record is from RefSeq and is a predicted model, not a curated record.